AUGGAGGCCCAUUUUGAACAGCCGGGGACGAGUCGCAGCAGCACAGUUGCAGCUUGUCUCGAGAAACCUGCUUUACUAGCCAGAUGGAAUUGCUGGCUAGAGUGGCCAGACACGGCCAAGCAUAAGGAAAAAUCGCUGGCUAGACUUGUGGAGCUUGCCGAUAUCGCUGAUCGCAGUAAUGCAGUAAAAACUCAAAAACCUUGGAAUCACGUGGACACUGCUUUUGGUGCGCAGAAAUCAUAA
Messenger RNA from Strongylus vulgaris, 243 nucleotides. The record is from the annotation of a GenBank genome assembly. Lineage: Eukaryota; Metazoa; Nematoda; Chromadorea; Rhabditida; Strongylidae.